GGUCCGGUGUUGUACAGUGUGGCCCGUUGUAGUUUUCUUAUACACCCGGGGGUAAAUACAAUCAAAGUCUACUCUCUGGUGUAAAAGUGUGUUAAUAAAAAUAACAAAGCAGUUAAUAUAAUGUUACCAAAAUGUAAUAAAAAAAUAUGUUCUUUGAUAAGAGAAAGAGAGCUGUCUGGAAAAUCUAACGAGAGAAGUUUCACACAAAAUCUUUAUAUUUCUUCUGUCAGAGAAUUGAAUUUAUCUUUUCAGGAAAAAUGCACUAGUAAAGUUUUUUAUGACAACAAUUUAUAUUUGAAUGACUUUUCCAAAUGUUUUGCUGGUUGCUUCUUUAAUAAUAAACCGCACACAAUAAAAACUGGAAUUCAUAAAUUACCAUCUAAAACACGAUUUAUUGACUUUUUAAGAUAUCAAUGUCCUACAUAUGUCAAUUUAGAUUUUAACUGUUCGAAAACAAAUUAUAACGAAUGCAUGUAUUUAUUGUCGUCCUCAUCAGAUCUCUUUUGUUAUUCCAUGCGCAGCGACUUUUUAAAUAUGGAUCAAAAAAUUAAUUUGGGGUUAAGAUAUUGUUUUUUACACCUUGAUUGGGAUAAAGUUAAUGAAAGAUUUUAUGUUAAGUCUAAACAUCACAUUGUUAACCACCAGAGCAAUACACACUUUUACUUUGCUUUAUUUGAUAUCAACCCUUUUAAAUUUAUAGGUGCUUUUGAAUUAACUGAAGAUUUAUUUGGCAAAGUGUUAGAUGCAUCUUUAAGUGAAGGAAUUCUAUAUGUUUCUUUAAAAAAUGUUGUGGUGAUGUAUGAUUUGGAAAAUAUUUUAUGUGAGUUUCAAAAUCAAAAACUGGAUGAUAUUAGUAAUUUACAAGAGUGUUUGACUAUUAAUAUUAAUAUCAAUUGCUAUCCAAAAGUUCUAAAAAAAAUUAAUUGUUCAACUUUCAAUAGUCUUUCUUUUGGUGGAUUUCCAUGGGCAUACGUCAUUUAUGAAAAAAAUCAAGUAAAAGUAUUUAGGUUAGAUGAUGGGAAACUAGGAGCAGCUUUUGAAAACAUGCAAGGUGUAUUAUUUGACCAACCAGCUUACUUCCACAUCGAUAACUCAGGUUAUAUCAUGCAUGUACAGGCAGAAACUAUCAACUUUUACAAGAUUGAAGAUUCAAAUGAAUUCAAAUUAAAAACAAGCUUCGUCAUUCAAGUUACAAGUUCUAAUAAGAUGAGCUUACAUCCGCCGAUGUCUAAAUAUGGUCGUGUCUCAAAACCUGUAAUUGAUUCUAGUUGUACAACACUACAGUCUGAAGUUAUCCAUGCCCUAGAUUACUGCUAUGAUGCAAAUAUAUUAGCAAUCCUUUACACUAAAAUUGUUGAGCUUGGUUCUGACACUUAUGUUAUUGGUUUUUUUGACAAUUCAACAGGAUUGCUACUAAAAGAAUAUCCUUUAAAUAUUGCAAAUGUAUCAGAUGACCAUGAAUGGAUUAUAUAUUUGAAUGGAAUGAAUAUUAUAUGUCUACUUACCUCUAUUGUUUCAAGAUAUAAUAAAUGUUAUAUUUUUCAAUUACAGCAAAAUAUCAUUUGACUCAAAGGAGCCAUGACACAGUGUUGGAUUUUAUUUUAGAAUCAUCUUUUAGAACAUCUUAAUAACCAGAUCUAAAAUAAAAAAAGGCUUUCUGUUUAUUGUGAAGAUAACACAGGUCUACAAAAAAUAAAUUGCGUUGCAUAGAUAUUUAAACUGAUUUUUAUGUAUUUUUUUAAUGCUGAUUUCAGAUCUUAACUUUGUUUGUA
Messenger RNA from Hydra vulgaris (swiftwater hydra), 1772 nucleotides. RefSeq lists its product as uncharacterized. NCBI's taxonomy places the organism in Eukaryota, Metazoa, Cnidaria, Hydrozoa, Anthoathecata, Hydridae. The record is from RefSeq and is a predicted model, not a curated record. Gene Ontology annotation, cellular component: Cul4-RING E3 ubiquitin ligase complex. Gene Ontology annotation, biological process: protein ubiquitination.